This is a messenger RNA of Durio zibethinus, 1688 nucleotides long. NCBI's taxonomy places the organism in Eukaryota, Viridiplantae, Streptophyta, Magnoliopsida, Malvales, Malvaceae. The record is from RefSeq and is a predicted model, not a curated record.
AAUCCGGACCGUACAUUUUUAUCCACGACCCGUAACCCGUCCAAAACCGAAACCACCACGAAACAUCCACUACAAUUUCCAAUCCGUCACUAAAAAUACUUCCAAAAUUGAAUUUAAUGUUUAAUUUCGAAUCCGCCAGACUUCGUGUUAAUUAAUCUGCAUCUAAUUCUCGCCUUGUAUAAAUACUACUCCUUUUUCUCUAUGGCAACGCCCCUUUUCCAGCUGUGCUCCCGUUACUAGAAAACAAAUAAAAAAAGCCAGCCAAACUCGUCCGAGUCGACUCGUUUCCCCACGCUUUUAAAAUUUUUUGCCUCGAAUCGGACUCGAGUUUGUAGUUUGAACUCAGUUGGGGUUUGGAUCUGGUAAGGCUUAAAGGUAAAUCAGAAGGUGUAUCACAAUGAAGGCACUUAUUCUUGUUGGAGGAUUUGGAACACGAUUGAGGCCACUAACCCUUAGUGUUCCUAAGCCACUUGUCGAAUUUGCUAACAAACCCAUGAUCCUGCAUCAGAUUGAGGCUCUCAAGGCUGUUGGUGUAACUGAAGUUGUUUUGGCUAUUAACUACCAACCUGAGGUAAUGUUGAACUUCUUAAAGGAAUUUGAAGCUAAACUUGGGAUCAUGAUCACAUGCUCUCAAGAGACUGAGCCACUCGGCACUGCUGGUCCUCUUGCUUUGGCUAGGGAUAAGCUCAUUGAUGGUUCUGGUGAGCCAUUUUUUGUCCUUAACAGUGAUGUUAUCAGUGAAUACCCAUUCAAAGAAAUGAUUGAAUUCCACAAAGCCCAUGGAGGAGAAGCUUCCAUAAUGGUAACCAAGGUGGACGAGCCUUCAAAAUAUGGUGUGGUGGUUAUGGAAGAAUCAACAGGGCAGGUGGACAAGUUUGUGGAAAAACCGAAAUUGUUUGUUGGAAACAAAAUUAAUGCUGGAAUUUAUCUGCUGAACCCAUCUGUUCUUGAUAGAAUUGAACUGAGACCCACCUCAAUUGAGAAGGAGGUCUUCCCAAAGAUUGCAGCAGAGAAGAAGCUGUAUGCAAUGGUCCUCCCAGGGUUUUGGAUGGAUAUUGGUCAACCCAGGGAUUACAUUACUGGACUGAGACUUUAUCUAGACUCCCUACGAAAGAAAGCUUCAACUAAGUUGUCCACUGGUCCCCACAUUGUGGGAAAUGUUUUGGUUCAUGAGAGUGCCAAAAUUGGAGAAGGAUGUUUGAUUGGACCAGAUGUGGCAAUUGGUCCAGGAUGUGUGGUUGAGGCUGGAGUCAGACUUUCUCGCUGCACAGUGAUGCGUGGAGUUCGCAUCAAGAAGCACGCUUGCAUAUCCAGCAGCAUUAUCGGAUGGCACUCCACCGUUGGCCAAUGGGCUCGAGUAGAGAACAUGACUAUACUCGGAGAAGAUGUCCAUGUAGGCGACGAAAUUUACAGCAAUGGCGGCGUGGUUUUGCCUCACAAGGAGAUCAAAUCAAGCAUUUUGAAGCCGGAGAUAGUCAUGUGACAGUUCUUUUUCCAGACAAGUAGAAUAUCUUUAGAGACUAUUCACUUAAUUGCCUUCAGAAUGCGUUUGUUCUUUUAUUUUUCUUCUUUUCCUUCCAGCACAGGUCUGAGUGAUGCGUGGUUCAACUGCAUAAGAUGAUCAUUGGUGUGAAAUGUGUAACUUCAGUGUGUAUAUACAAAUAAAUUAUCAGCUGGUUUAUUUGGUA